UUAUGAACAAAUCCAUUAUAGCGUAUGUCAAAGCUAUGACGUUUGUAAUAUUAUUUUGUCAAUCUCUGUUAGAUGCCAAUUCUGUUUUUAUUUUUCUGUAUUUUUUUAAACAAUAUUUUAAAAAGCCAUAACAAUUUAAUUUAAUAAUGGGGAAAAAGGGAGGCAAGAAAGGAAAAGUCGAAAAAGUUGUGGAAAAUGCUGAACCCUUACCAACUAUUCCUGAAGAAGGUGAUGUUAACCUUGAGCAAGCCAACCCAGAAGGGCAAGCAACAACCGAAGUUCACCAAAUAGAAUCUCGAAAAUCCUUAAGAAAAAGUAAAAGCAUUCUUAAAGAGCCUUCUACUGCUGAUGCCCAAGAACGCAGAAGUAGAAGCAAAAGUGUAGUCAUUGAAAAUGUCCCUAUAGCUGAAACAGCAGAUAAUAUUAGAUCAUCUGCCGAUACUGAUAAUAUUAAUGAACCAGACAAAACUACCGAUGAACAACCACAAAUCACAUUUGAACCUGAAAUAACUCAAGAUGUUCCAACUGAAGACAAAGGAAAAAAAGCCAAGGGCAAGAAAGGUAAAAAGGAUAAAAAAGAAGAUAGUGAAGCUGAUGAAACCACAGAAGAAGGUGAAGUAGAUGAAGAGAAGCCACAAAAGAAAGGAAAAAAGGGCAAAAAGGGCAAAACUGCAACUUUUAAAGAACAACCAGCUGAAGUUAUGGCAGCACCGGAAGAAGGAGUUGAAGCACCCAUCGAAGGUAAAAAAUCAAAAAAGAAAGGCAAAAAAGAUAAAACAGAAAAAGCUGAGGCAGUAGAUGCAGCAACUGAAACCGACGGAGAGAUGCCUCAAGAAGGAAAAUCGAAGACCAAAAAGAGCAAUGAAAGUAUAGAGAAAAUAGAGGCGGAAGAAGGUGAGCCUAAAAAAGGAAAAAAAGGCAAAAAGGGAAUUAAGGGUGAUAAAUCGAUGUCAAGUGAUAUGCUUAGAAGAAAACUUGAUAAAACAGACUCCAAAUUAGUUUCUGAUAGAACCAAAAGUUUUUCAUUCACUGCUAAAGAAAAGUCUAUGGAAUCGGUACAAAAGAGUACUGGAUCUCUACUAAAAUCUACUAAAAGAGACAAGGAUGAAGAUGAAACGUUUAAAGGAAUUACUCAGCAUAGGACGAGCUCAUUAAAAGAGUCCUCUGGAAUUGACAUAUAUCGAAAACGCUCUUCAAGACUAUCAGCGACCUAUUCAGAAAUUAGUACAGAAACAGCUGAGAUUAUUGUUGAAAAAGACGAAAAAGAAGUAGGGAAAAAGAAAAAAGAUAAAAAAAAGGGGAAAAAGAAAGCAGAAGAAGAAGAACUUACAGAAGAGGAAAAAGAGCAAAGAAAGCUAGAAAAAAAAGCAGAGAAAAAAGCUUUGAAAGCCGAGAAAAAGGCUGCAAAAAAAGCGGCUCGCCUUGAAGCAUUAGCUCGAAAGAAAGCUGAAAAAUCACUGGCCUUAGGCGAAGAUCUGGACCUAAAAAAGAAACUUGAUGAACUAAAAAAGGCAGCACGAGCUUUGGGUAUUGAUGAACAAACACUUGCAAAAAGUGCUGCUGAAACUGAAGAUCAGGGGGUGAAAAAAAAGCAAUCAAAAAAGGAUAAAGCGAAAAUAUCAGCAGAAAUGGCUGAAAAAGCUAAAGCUGAACAGGAGGCACAAGCUAAAAGAUUAGAAGAAUUAAUCAAGAAAAAAAAAGAAGAAGAAAGGUUGGCUGCAAUAGAAAAGGACAAAAGAGAAAUAUAUGAGCAAGGCCUGCGAGUGGAACAAUUAAACGACACUUACCUGCUGAUAGCGGAAGUCAUUAAUUCGAAUGUUGAGGCAAUCAGAGAAGAAAAAGAAAUAUUAGAAUGGCAAAAAUAUAUUGCUUGUGGCAAACUGCCUAAUCCGGCAAUGUGUGACCAAAUGAACACCUACUUGCAUUUGUGGGGCAUAGAUCUGGAUAAAACGAGUAUUGAAGAUGCUUCUAGCAGAACAGCAGAUGCAAUUAAGCUGCUAACUGACUUGGAUGAGUUGAUUGAUACGGUAUCUCCAGAAGAUUCUAGUAAACUUGAAAACUGGAAAUGGGUUCGGCAACUCUUUAGAGACUAUCAAGCCUCAAGCUUAGAUGUCGCCACUUACAGGCUUCUACGUAAUGUUGAACAUAAUCUAAAUCGCCUUAACAUACCUACUGCAGAUUUUAAUUUUAAAGAUGACAUUGUGACUCUUUGUAUUUGGUUAAGGGUUAUGUUGCCCAUACCGUUACCAAAUCCUAGAAGACCACCAAAACCUCGAAUAGAUGUCACUUUUAAACUCAUGGAUGUGAGUGUGCUUUUUCCUUUUACAAUCGAUUGCGAAAAUGCUGCCCUUAGAGCCAUGUACCUGAAAUACGACCAUCUUAGUGAUCUAAACGAGAACUUUUAUAUGCCCCCUGUGCCUGACGAUUACCACAUGGAUUUAUUUUCUAUUACCAAAAAGGAAUGGCAAUACAAACUAAAAUAUAAAUACGAUAAUAGGGAUAAAGAAACGAAACGUAGUACUCGUGAUGAAAAAUUAGAAGUCCAGGAAGAAGUCCAACUAGGAUCAGAGAUAGCAGAAGAUAAUAAGAGUACCCCAGAAACAGAACCCAUGAUUAAAGAUGAAAAGAAAAUUAGUAUUAAAUCUGUGGAAGGUGAAAUUAUCGCACCCGACGAAACGGAACCAGAAAUUCCAAUUGUACCAUUUAAACAACUUAAUCCUACUGCAAGUGAAUUUGCAAUAUCCCUAGAAGACCAACUGUAUGAUAGUACAAGAGACCAGCUUCGUAUAGAAGUACCCGAGAACGUGAUAAAUUUAAGAAAAUUCGUUAUACUGGGGGGCGUUUAUCAUCUUAAUUUAUUGGCCCAACCUCCACAGCCACAAAAUUUUAUUACUAUGGAUAUGACCAUAACAGGAUUAUACCUUCCAAAAAAACUAGAGGUUCUUCCUUUUAAAGUUGUAUACACUCCAUACGUACCUCCGCCAGAUCCAGAACCCAGCGAGUCAAAUACCAGCGUGAGAAAACUACCAGAAGAAUUGGAAGAAGAGCAAAAGAAAAUGGAAGAAGAAUUGGAUAAACUGAUUUUGAUUAAUAUUAAGUGGCCACAGCAUGUUAUUUUCCUAGAACUUCCAAUAGUAUGCCGUUGGGACGAUGUAGAAAAACGAUGGUCCAGCGAAGAAAUCCAUGACGUAAAACAUAACGAAGACAAAUGCAUGUUAAGCUUCAGGACCGGUGUUUUUGGAAUUUAUGCUUUGGCAGCCUAUAGAUAUUCAAAUCUGCCUUUUCAGGCUUACGAUAUUAAGCCCGAGGUUGAUGAAUCUGUAACGGUUCAACUCACUGCGGCAAUCUUAAUGUUGGAAUUUAAUGUUAAAAAUGGUCUGAUUGCCAUCACUCAAUUGCAAAACAGUCCUAAUAUGACUUUACAAGAUUGUGUUGGAAAAUAUAUGAAACUUCACAAGCUUAAAAGAAUGAUGAAAGAAGCCGGAAUAGACAUAUUUCCUGAAUUUGAUGCAUUUUGUUACGUAGAGGGGAGUUGUGAAAAACAAUGGGCCAUGGAACAACAUCUGUACUAUAAUAUGGCACAGAUAUCGAACUGUUUUAAUUUCGCAUGGUCAAGGUGGAACUUGCAAGCUGGAAGAAGACAAAUUGUCUUGCAGAUGAGACAAUAUUUGCCAGAUAAAGGAAAACAGAAAAACCACCAAAUGUUACUCGUCACCCCACUAAAAGCAGCUUUUGUGGACUGCACUGAAGUUAGCCCGGCGUUUUCAGACAAAGACGUGGAAUCUUUGAAGUUUUGUGCUGACCUUUACCAUUUAAUGAAGAUCUCCAAUGGCAUUUUUGUAAGAAACAAAGUCAGUAAGACCAAUAAACAAAAUGUAUACACUUUGGCGCAAUUCCUUAUAUCGAUUCGGGUAUUAAGUUUUUCAUAAAGGAUUUCCACAAACAGUAAA
Messenger RNA from Anthonomus grandis grandis, 3950 nucleotides. RefSeq names its product dynein axonemal intermediate chain 7-like. Gene Ontology annotation, molecular function: microtubule binding; beta-tubulin binding. Gene Ontology annotation, cellular component: axoneme. The record is from RefSeq and is a predicted model, not a curated record. The coding region runs from base 147 to 3929 and encodes 1260 amino acids. NCBI's taxonomy places the organism in Eukaryota, Metazoa, Arthropoda, Insecta, Coleoptera, Curculionidae. The transcript has 27 exons.